Messenger RNA from Aspergillus piperis CBS 112811, 944 nucleotides. RefSeq names its product putative isochorismatase family hydrolase. The coding region runs from base 52 to 777 and encodes 241 amino acids. Lineage: Eukaryota; Fungi; Ascomycota; Eurotiomycetes; Eurotiales; Aspergillaceae. The transcript has 4 exons. The record is from RefSeq and is a predicted model, not a curated record.
CACAGCAAGCAAAGACCAAAGCCAGUCCAGCAGCACCUUCUCAGCUUCAAAAUGCGUUUCAGCAACAUUCUCGCAGCCUUGGCUCUUGGAGUCUCCUCGGUUCAGGCGUGGAACCGUAUUGACAAGGACAAUGCGGCCCUUCUUGUGAUUGACCACCAGGUCGGUCUCACCCAGCUGGUGCGCGACUACAGCACCAACGACUUCCGCAACAACAUCAUUGCCCACGCCGCCAUCGGCAAGGCCUUCGACCUUCCCACCAUUUUGACCUCCUCCUCCGAUACUGGCCCCAACGGUCUUCUUCUCAAGGAGAUCACCGACAUGCACCCCAACGCCACUUUCGUCCGCCGUCAAGGUGAGGUCAACGCCUGGGACAAUGCUGAGUUCCGUGCUGCCGUCAAGGCUACUGGCAAGAAGCAGCUGAUCAUCGGUGGAAUUGUCACUGAAGUUUGCAAGCUAAUUAUCCCAGGCACCGCUUUCUUGGCUCUCUCCCUGAUCGAUGAGGGCUACGAGGUGUAUGCCAACACCGAGGCCAGCGGUACAUUCGAUGCCAAGCUCGCCAUCGAUGCCAACCGCCGCAUGGAGAAGGCCGGUGUCACGCUGAUGGGUAUCUUCGCCAUUGUCUGCGACCUCAUGCGCGACUGGCGCAACACCCCCGGCUUGAACGAGCUCCUCCCCUGGUUCGACCAGUAUCAGUUCGCUUACGGUCUGGUUGCUCGCCACCACGCUGGUGCCAUUCUCAACGGUACCCUGUCUGCUGUCGAGGAGACUCUGAUCUAAACCUUAUCCGCCACUCGGGCACUCCGGGCCUGAUGGCCUGUAGAGCACAUCUGGAGAUGGUGGCUUUUGCCCUUGGUGGGUAUCCGACCGCAGCCCCCUUGUCAAGAUAAGCCUCGGAUUUGGUUCUAGUGGCUCUCGCUGUGGUCUUGGGUGUUCGAACUAUAGUG